UUGUAUCUAAUCGAACAUAUAUACUUUCAGGAAAAGUGAACUCGCUGUUUGGCGUAUGUGAAGCUCUGGUGCCCCUUAUUUAUGGACCAAUGUACAGCGCUGUAUACAAGGCCACGCUGAAGACGGUUCCUGGAGCGUUUUUCUUACUCGGUGGCGCAUUAACUGCUCCUGCAGCUCUCAUAUUUCUGUGGAUGUAUAAUGAACAUAAAAAGGAACGGAGAGAAAAAGAAGCAGAGAUCAGAGACGAAGAAAAGAAAUCUGAGGCGUUGAAGAAAAAAAAUAGUUUGGACUUCAGGAUAUCCUCGCACGACUUCGACUUGAAAACUAUAUUAGAUAGGCGGACACAGACUCACAGAGGUUCGGGACAAUUUUCAAGUCUAGGGUUGGACAACAUAGCAUUCCAGAUGGAAGAAGGAACUACCAAAGGCAAAUAAUCUUGACGAUUAACGAUAUAUGAUUGAGUAUUUUUUUAUUCCUAAUGUCAUGAAGUCACGACUUCGUUCAUUCGUUCGUGUGUAAUAUGUGUACAUAAGUUAAGACGUCCGUGAAAAUUAACUGUACAAUAACUCUGUUUCAAAAUCAGUAACUUAAUGUCCAUAUUAUGAUUUUUAAUUCUCGCCUAUAAGUUGGUAUCGUCAUGGUAGAAAACAAAAUAUCUUCGUAUAUACGUUUAAUUUUUGCCCGUGUCUGGAAAAUUCAGCGUUAGGUUGUGGUACAAUUUCAUUUGAAAAUAUGACCAUUGUUUUCCUAGAUGUGAAUUAGUGUAUUAUACUUGUAGUCAUAAAUAAAGUCACCUGCAGGCGUCUAAAUGACGACCCCACUGACCCAAAUCAAAAUGUUGUAGAAUAUAAUAAUAUAUAUACUGUUAAUAAUUAUUUAGUCAGGCGAGUUAUAUAAUGUUAUACACUUGUACUAUUUAUAGUAUAUUGUCUUAUAGACAUAAAAUACAGCUUUCCUAAUUUUUCCUGACUGACUUAAUAUCUAAAUUUUAAGUUACCCAUCUUUGUACAUGUAAAUAUACAUACAUAUAUAAAUAUUCACGCAUAUACAUAAUUUUACAUUAGAGUUAUGUUUCAUAAUGUAUUUUCACCUCGAGGUAUUAAAAAUAAUUGAACUAUAUUGGUUCGGUUAAACAACAUAGAUUUAAGACAAUUAAUAUAGUUUUGACCUUAUUAUUUUUUUUUUUGUUAAUAUUAAUUAUUAUGUAUAGAAACAUAAAUUUAUAUUAAUAAUUUAUCGUAUUCUGAGUUUUCCUAAUACCAUAUUUCAAAAACGAAAAGACCAGUAACCAAUACGGACUCUUCGAAGUACGAAUGUUACAUUAGUAGGUGGUUUAAUAGUUUAGUAACAACUCUUUACUGUAACUUAUAAGUUUAUUUAGUAUAAAAUACAUAGAAAAAAAUUACAGCUAUAGAAUAGUAAUUUGAAAAUUGUAUAGAUGAGUAUAUUAUUAUUAUAUUACCAGAAAUACUAAAAUUUAAUUUUGUUUAAUAAGAUAUAUACGUGAUGAUAAACAAACUUGUUGAUAUUAAAUUGAAAUCGUAGAUGAUUUAAAAACUCUCUAUUGAUUUUGUAAACGUUGGGAGGUGUAAUAUCCAUCGGGCAUCAUGGGCCAUCACUUCACUUAUAAAUCUUCUACUCGUACCUGCGAACCUGCAAUACCUCCAAGAAAUUAGUCACCAUAUUUUGUACUAUACCUAGAUACCUUAGAUACCUAUUUAACGAAAAAAACGUGUUAUGUAUUAUAACGUUUUUAUUUCUGCGAUUGAGUAAUUCAAUUUUAAACAAUAAUUUACCUGUAAACAUUUGUUAGUUUUUAAGAUUUUCAUUAAAUUAUAUUAUAAAUUUGUUGUUUUAAAUUAUCUACCUGAAAAAUAAAAAUUAUGUAUGAAGGCUCUCCUUUACUCACUAUACAAAUAUAGUUAUAUUCAAUAAAACAAUAUUGUGCUAUGCUUACACGGGAUAACUUGUAAAUUACUUUAUAAAUUCAUUUAAAUGUUUGAAAAAUAUAAAUCCUUUUAAUUGCCUAUUUAAAACUCAUCAAAAAAAAUAAAAAUUGGUGCUUGAUCAUUGUUUUUUUUUUAUUUAAUAUACAUUUAUAUAUAUAUGCAUUUCAAUAUGUGUAAUAUUUGAACAAUUGUCUGUACUUCGUCUCCUUAGACGAUAGUUAUAUAACUGUACACUUGUAAUAUGAAUUAUUAAUACUGAAUACAUUAAACUUUUUUUAUACA
Molecule: messenger RNA, 2231 nt
Organism: Acyrthosiphon pisum (pea aphid)
Lineage: Eukaryota; Metazoa; Arthropoda; Insecta; Hemiptera; Aphididae
Exons: 2
Coding region: 90-434 (114 amino acids)
Source: RefSeq, a predicted model, not a curated record